This is a messenger RNA of Penicillium maclennaniae, 627 nucleotides long. RefSeq lists its product as uncharacterized. The transcript has a single exon. Lineage: Eukaryota; Fungi; Ascomycota; Eurotiomycetes; Eurotiales; Aspergillaceae. The coding region runs from base 1 to 627 and encodes 208 amino acids. The record is from RefSeq and is a predicted model, not a curated record.
AUGAGCAUGGAACUUGACCUUCCACCACCAUAUGAGUCUCACGAUCCGCUUCCAAUUUCAGCAACAUGGAACCGUAGACUGAACCAAAUUCAACCCGAUCUUUUCAACAUCUCCUGCCCCACCACCCGCGACUACCAAGUCCAUUCAGACAAAUAUUCCACUUUAUUCGUCCGCGUCCAUAGGCGAAAUUUCACGAAGCCGAACUUGGUCAUCUACCUACGAGAUGACGAUGUCGAACAGGACAUAGCCCACUGCGAUUUCAGAGAAAAGAUCGGACAAUGCGACAUGGGCGUAUCAAAAAGCUCCAGUGGCGAAAGCUCGACUAUUUGGUGGUCUGAUACGGACCGCAGCAUCCCCGUUUCAAAAAUGUACCGAUUUUCAGCGAAGGUGCAACCGAGUGGUGGUGGUGAAAUCGUGCACAAGAUAUUUAUCUGGAAGCGCACGUCAGGUCUAGAGUUGGUGGAUGAAGCUACAAGCACAAUCGCUGCUGUAGCCCCCGACAUGAGGCUCGACCAGCCUAAGCUUGGAUCAUUGGAGGUACUGGUGCCCUAUGGUCCUGAUUUUAACCUGAUAGCCUUGACUACUCUUUUAACAGUCUGCGAGAGACUGAGGGAGGAGGAUUCAUGA